Molecule: messenger RNA, 3257 nt
Organism: Osmerus eperlanus (European smelt)
Lineage: Eukaryota; Metazoa; Chordata; Actinopteri; Osmeriformes; Osmeridae
Gene: tm9sf2
Product: transmembrane 9 superfamily member 2
Exons: 17
Coding region: 179-2161 (660 amino acids)
Biological process (GO): protein localization to membrane
Cellular component (GO): membrane
Source: RefSeq, a predicted model, not a curated record
UAACGCAGAUGACGUGUCUAGUCCGCUGCAGAAACUAGGUUAUCCAGGCACAGGCUGUGACAGCAACCUGAUGUCAGCUAUCUACUCUCUGGUCUUCGUAGAUGCUAGUUAAUUUGAGGAUCCGGGUGUAGCUAUAUAAUAUUGACGCAUAAGAUUGGUUGUCGAUCGAAAAAGGAAGAUGAGUGGGUCUCAUAGAGCUCGGUCUGUAGAAUUUUCUCUCAUCUGCGGAGCUCUCCUCCUUCUGCGCGGAGCUACAAGUUUCUACCUUCCGGGUCUGGCUCCUGUCAGUUUUUGUAAGCCUGGCAAAGCUGAAGGCGACAAAGAUGUGCCGGACUGCAAGACUUCCAUCGAGUUGUUUGUCAACAGGUUGGAUUCAGUGGAGUCUGUGCUGCCUUAUGAGUACACAGCGUUUGACUUUUGUUCAGAUGUGAAAGAGCAGCGACCCUCUGAGAAUUUAGGUCAGGUCCUGUUCGGAGAGAGAAUCGAACCUUCUCCUUACAAGUUUAACUUCCUGGAGAAGAAGGAGUGUGAGAAGGUGUGCACCAAGGAGUAUGACACGUCGAAGCAAGAGGACAAGUCCAAACUGGACUUCCUGAAGAAGGGCAUGCUGUUAAAUUACCAGCACCACUGGAUUGUUGACAACAUGCCGGUCACAUGGUGCUAUGACGUGGAGGACGGACAGAAGUUUUGCAAUCCGGGCUUCCCCAUUGGCUGCUACGUAACAGAGGCGGGGCGGCCCAAAGACGCAUGUGUGGUCAAUUCUGACUUCAACGACAAGGACACGUUCUACAUCUUCAACCACGUGGACAUCAGCAUCCACUACCAUGUGGUGGAGAACGAGGACGCCGGAGCCAGGCUGGUGGCUGCCAAGAUGGAGCCCAAGAGCUUCAAGCACACCAAUGUGGAGUCUCCAGACUGCUCAGGGGGUCCCAUGGAUCUCAGCAACAAGUUCACCGGCCAAAUCAAGAUCCCCUACACGUACUCUGUUCGCUUUGUGGAGGAUACUAAUAUUAGAUGGGCCUCUCGCUGGGACUACAUCCUGGAGUCUAUGCCUCAUACCAACAUCCAAUGGUUUAGCAUAAUGAACUCUCUGGUGAUUGUGCUGUUCCUGUCUGGCAUGGUGGCCAUGAUCAUGCUGAGGACGCUACACAAGGACAUCGCUCGCUACAACCAGAUGGAUUCAGUGGAGGAUGCCCAGGAGGAGUUUGGGUGGAAGCUGGUUCAUGGAGACGUGUUCCGCCCCCCCAGGAAGGGCAUGCUGCUCUCGGUGUUCCUGGGAUCAGGGACUCAGAUCUUCAUCAUGACCUUCGUCACCCUCUUCUUCGCCUGCCUGGGCUUCCUGUCUCCAGCCAAUCGCGGGGCGCUGAUGACGUGUGCGGUGGUGCUGUGGGUGCUACUGGGCACGCCUGCUGGCUACGUGGCCGCACGCUUCUACAAAUCAUUUGGAGGAGAGAAGUGGAAGACCAACGUUCUCCUGACAGCGUUCCUCUGUCCAGGGGUGGUGUUCGCUGACUUCUUUGUGAUGAACCUGAUCCUGUGGGGCGAGGGCUCAUCUGCAGCGAUGCCCUUUGGCACCCUGGUGGCCAUCCUGGCUCUCUGGUUCUGCAUCUCCGUACCCCUCACCUUCCUGGGGGCGUACUUUGGCUUCAAGAAGACCGGCAUUGAGCACCCGGUGCGAACCAACCAGAUCCCCCGUCAGAUCCCGGAGCAGUCGUUCUACACCAAGCCCGUCCCCGGCAUCAUCAUGGGGGGCAUCCUGCCCUUCGGCUGCAUCUUCAUCCAGCUCUUCUUCAUCCUCAACAGCAUCUGGUCUCACCAGAUGUACUACAUGUUUGGCUUCCUGUUCCUGGUCUUCAUCAUCCUGGUCAUCACCUGCUCCGAGGCCACAAUCCUGCUCUGCUACUUCCACCUGUGUGCCGAGGACUACCACUGGCAGUGGCGUUCCUUCCUGACCAGCGGCUUUACGGCGGUCUACUUCCUGGUCUACGCCAUCCACUACUUCUUCUCCAAGCUGCAGAUCAGCGGUCUGGCCUCCAUCAUACUGUACUUUGGCUACACCAUGAUCAUGGCCCUGAUCUUCUUCCUUUUCACUGGUACCAUUGGGUUCUUCGCCUGUUUCUGGUUUGUAACGAAGAUCUACAGCGUGGUCAAGGUGGACUGAAGUCAGCCCCGCCCCGCCCCAGCUCUCCUCAACCCUGAGGUCUCCUCUGACUCUCCUCAGCCACAGUCUCCAUACAACCAAACACUACAAGUAUCCAUUCCACGGCCUGUCAACUGUGUGUGUGUGUUUGCCAUGAACACACACACACACACGGGCAACCCCCCCCCCCCCCAACCUCCCCCAGAUUUAAUCGGAAAGUAAGCGAGACACCAUAGUUCUCUGGAGACAUACGGAGGAUGACAUCGUCGAACCCCCCAGCCCCCCCCCCCCCCCCCCUCAUACUCCAUGAGAGAGAUGGGAUAGGAAAGGCGCCCCCAGCGUUUCCACGGGGACAUUUGCUUCAAAUGCUGCCUGAGUUUAUUGUGCUAUUAUGCAGUGUAGUGACCCCUCCACAGGAGCCCCCAGGCGCAGGGUCAAGUCCGCUCUGCGUCGCCGCCCAGGCGUCCAGGGUUUGGGGAGUCGUGCUGAUUGAUUGUAAAUAACUUUUUUUGUUUUUGUUUUUUUCUAAUGUUGAACCGAAUUGAGGAUGAGCCUUCAAAGGAAUUCACCCUGUUACCAUGGACACACAUUUCUCCUGUUUGUCUUAUCUGGUAUUUAUUUACUUUCUGGGGUUGUUUCAAUGUUUAUGUUUUGUUUGUUUCCUGUUUUUUGGGGGGUUGUUACAUAUGCAUAAGUAUUAACCAGCGGGAGGGGUCUCUGUUAUUUAAUGUUUUAUUAUUAUAAGUCUCCGUUUUUUUUGUGGCUUUUUUUCUUUCUACGCCUCUUCACUCUUGUGCCUCACUGCUCGCUGGUUGGCUGAAGCCCAGAGUCACGCCAUCAUCCAUUCAUUCAGAAGUCUAUUCAGUCAUACAUUCAGAUAUUCAAACAGCUAAUUCAUCCAUCAGUUCACUCAUUCAUUCAUUCAUUCAUUCAUUCAGUUGUAGGGAGAUCCAUAUCCUGUGUUUGUGUAUAUAAACUCUCAUAACCUCUAGUGGUGUCAAGGCCAAAGAAGGAGUUCCUUCUCUGCUCAAUUUACUUUGAAUAAUGUAAUUACGACCAGAACACAAAACAAAUGAUACAAAAUAAUAAAAGUAUUUUUUUCCUGGGAAAAAAAAGA